Molecule: messenger RNA, 483 nt
Organism: Psammomys obesus (fat sand rat)
Lineage: Eukaryota; Metazoa; Chordata; Mammalia; Rodentia; Muridae
Gene: Il36a
Product: interleukin 36 alpha
Exons: 5
Coding region: 1-483 (160 amino acids)
Biological process (GO): cellular response to lipopolysaccharide; positive regulation of gene expression; cytokine-mediated signaling pathway
Molecular function (GO): interleukin-1 receptor binding; cytokine activity
Source: RefSeq, a predicted model, not a curated record
AUGAAUAAAGAAAAAAAAUUGAGCGCAGCAGUACCUUGGCGAACAUACAUUCAGGAUCUUAGUAGUCGUGUGUGGGUCCUUCAUAACAAUGUCCUCACUGCAGUCCCAAGGAAAGAACGGACCAUUCCAGUCACUGUUACCUUAAUCCCGUGCCUGUAUCUGGAGACUCUUGAGAAGGACAAGGGGGAUCCCGUGUAUCUGGGAGUGAACAAACCUCAGUGCUGCCUGUUCUGCACAAAGGAUGAAGGACAGCCUGUGCUGCAACUGAAGAAAGGGGACAUAAUGGAACUGUACCGCCAAAAGGAACCUGUAAAACCCUCUCUCUUCUAUCACAACAAGAAUGGCACAACCUCAACGUUCGAGUCUGCAGCCUUCCCUGGUUGGUUCAUUGCUGUCUGCUCCACAGGAAGCUGUCCACUCUUUCUGACCCAAGAGCUAGGGAAAACCUCCAUCACUGACUUUCAGAUGAGUACAAUGCAUUGA